CUUCCGUCCUUCUCUCCCUCAACCCCCCCCUUUUUGCGCCUCCCUCCCUCUCCCUCCCUCUUCCUCCCUCUUCUCAUCCUUUUCGGCUUCCCUACCCCGCACGCAUCUGUCCUUUCUUGUUUCGUCGUCGUCGGCUUUGGAGGUCUUGUCUUGGAGUCGGCUUCGACGCCUUGAGCUUAUUCUUCUCCUUUUCUUGGAGUCUCUCGUCAGGUUUAGCUGUUGUGCAGGGAGGGCUCCUCCGUUUUGCCGAUUCGUGCAUCAUGUCUCGUGUGUACGUCGGUAACUUGGACCCGCGGGCUACCGAGAGGGAGCUGGAGGAUGAGUUUCGAGUUUACGGUGUGCUACGCAGUGUGUGGGUUGGCCGCAAACCGCCGGGCUUUGCUUUUAUCGAAUUUGAAGAUCGAAGAGAUGCAGAUGAUGCCAUUCGUGCCUUGAAUGGUAAGAAUGGUUGGCGAGUUGAGCUUUCUCGGAGCUCAGGCGGAGGCGGUGGGCCCCGCGGUCGUGGAGGAGAUGAUAUGAAAUGUUAUGAAUGUGGAGAGCCUGGUCAUUUUGCACGAGAGUGUCGUCUUCGUAUUGGGGCUGGAGGUUUGGGUACUGGAGGCCGUGGUAAGAGCCCUCGUGCUAGCCCAAGAUAUCGUCGCAGCCCAAGUUAUGGUGCCCGAAGCCCACGAUAUCGACGCAGUCCAAGCUAUGGUUACGGCGCUCGAAGUCCACCAGCUCGAGGAAGGAGCAAAUCUUCGCCACGCCUUAGAAGUGUUUCGCCUGUUGCCCGCCGCGGCCGAAGCCCUAGCCGUUCGCCACCACCCAGACGUGAUCGCCGCGGUUCCCCAGUAGGCAAUGGGUAUGCUGCGUCACCUAGACGGGACCGUCGUGGGUCCCCAGUUGUUAAUGGGAGCCCAAUAGCAGCUCGGGAUCGCCGUAGGAGCAGGAGCAGAAGUCCUUGAAGAUACUUUUCUGAAGUUUUUGAUGCAAUUUAUGCUCCCUUGAAGUUCUGGAGUUAGUCUGUCAGGAAACAGUCUUUUCUGCAUCUGCUGUCUGCACUUUCACGCCCUCGCAGGUCCUAGAGCGCAUGCUGAGGUGGGCUUGGUACUAAUUUUUGAGUUGUCAUGAGCUCGCGAUACUAGACAUGUGAAAGCUUUGGACCUCUCCUUCAAAUUUUGCUGACUGCUUCAGUAGAACAAUCCUGUGCCGAAGCUUCAGCUACCACCGACCUGUGUUCUUUUCUAUUGGUUGUUGUUUUUAUUGAUAUUGUCAACGGAUGGAACAUUGUUCUCGUAUGAUUGAAGAUGCUGUAACAUUCGUAAAUAUUUUGCGGUGGAUGUCUGAAAUCAAUUGUUUUGUCCCGUCAUGAGGAUUAUAAACUUACCAUGGCAUUGUGCCAUUCGUUGGUGUUUUGUGAGGUGUGGUUGCCUGAAACGGCAGGGCACGACAUUAUUCUGCUCUGCUCUUCCUCCUGGCUUCCACGAUAUACUGCAUGUUCUGCUCUGCUCUGCUCUGCUCUGCUCUUCCUCCUGGCUUCUGCGAUAUACUUCAGAGUUUCCCUCAGUCUUUUGGGUGUCAUUUGCCUGCAUCGUUUUCAUCGCAUGUUUGCUCGGCUCAUCCGGCAAUGUCGGUGCUUCUGGCUUCUGGGAAGGUUGUUGAAAUCUGCAUAACAUGUGGCUUCUUAAGAUCACCAGCUCGCUUCUCAGUUCAAGUCUGGACGAAGAGUUCUUCUCAAAGCUCUUACGUGGACUAAACACGGCAGGAAACGUGUAUAUGAAGGAUAUUUGAAGCCUGUUAUCACGAACUGAUCUGCAUCUGCAUCCUCUACGUUUAGCUACUUUUUUGCAGUUCAAAUGGAGAUCUGCUGUUUUCGAAGAACUGUCUUUGGACCUUCCCUUAUUUUUAGCUCUACCCAAUCCAUUAUGUUAUGACUGAUGUGUUAGUGACAAGUUCCUUAGCGGAGCAUAUCCUGUGCUUUAGGUUGCAUUAUCUCAUUCGUAAUAAAAUAUAAAUCUAAUCGUUCAUUUAUAAUUA
Messenger RNA from Physcomitrium patens, 2016 nucleotides. Its product is annotated as serine/arginine-rich splicing factor RSZ21. The record is from RefSeq and is a predicted model, not a curated record. Gene Ontology annotation, molecular function: RNA binding; zinc ion binding. Lineage: Eukaryota; Viridiplantae; Streptophyta; Bryopsida; Funariales; Funariaceae.